Miniopterus natalensis is the source of this 2630-nucleotide messenger RNA. RefSeq names its product adaptor related protein complex 3 subunit sigma 2 (gene AP3S2). Gene Ontology annotation, cellular component: membrane coat; AP-3 adaptor complex. Lineage: Eukaryota; Metazoa; Chordata; Mammalia; Chiroptera; Miniopteridae. The record is from RefSeq and is a predicted model, not a curated record. Gene Ontology annotation, biological process: intracellular protein transport; Golgi to vacuole transport.
ACGCCGCGGGGCCCAGAGGAGCGUGGCGGGCGAAGAUGAUCCAGGCGAUUCUGGUUUUCAACAACCACGGGAAGCCGCGGCUCGUCCGCUUCUACCAGCGUUUCCCAGAAGAAAUUCAACAGCAGAUUGUUCGUGAGACCUUCCAUCUAGUCCUCAAAAGGGAUGACAACAUCUGUAACUUCCUGGAGGGUGGAAGUUUGAUUGGUGGCCCUGACUACAAGCUGAUCUAUCGGCACUACGCUACCCUCUACUUUGUAUUUUGCGUGGAUUCGUCGGAGAGUGAGCUCGGGAUCUUGGACCUCAUCCAGGUUUUCGUGGAGACCCUGGAUAAAUGUUUCGAAAACGUUUGUGAAUUGGAUUUGAUCUUCCAUAUGGAUAAGGUGCACUACAUCCUGCAGGAGGUGGUGAUGGGUGGGAUGGUGCUGGAGACAAACAUGAAUGAGAUCGUGGCUCAGAUUGAGGCUCAGAACAGGCUGGAGAAGUCGGAGGGUGGCCUCUCAGCGGCCCCUGCCCGGGCUGUGUCUGCCGUGAAAAACAUCAACCUGCCAGAGAUUCCACGGAACAUCAACAUCGGCGACCUCAACAUCAAGGUCCCCAAUUUGUCCCAGUUUGUCUGAGGCUUGAAGACUGGGCUGAACUGGACUCCGUGAAACAAGCAGAUCCAUGCCACCCCUGCAGCUGAACCCACUCUGAGCCCUGGGAGAGAAGCCUGGGACCUGACCCGCGCUGUCUGGGGGCCCAGACGGGGAGUCCUGUGUCCCUGCUGGCAAGGGCUCAUUUCCCACAUGUGCCACCGGGCCAGUCUCUGACAGGUUACCACUGCAGAUGUGAGGGGGCCCUGGCUUCCCUAGUGGGGGGUCAAUGUGUCCAAGCCACUUGCCCUCUCUCCCUCCCGCAUGAAGCUGUUCCAAGGAUUGGGGGCCUAUGGAGAGGCCCCCUUGCUUCCCAGGACCCCACUAGACCUUGUCCACCUGAGGUCCUAUAGCAUUUACUCCUGCAGGUGAUGGAUAAGGGCUGGCCCUUCAGACCUGGCUCUGCCAGGUUGUCAUCCCCAGAAUCCUUUCGUGUGGCCAAGCCUUCCGAGUACCACUCCUGCAGAGUACAUCUCCCAGCGCUCUUGCCCCAGCUCUGCCCUCACGGGUACUAGGUGCAGGAAGCAAUCCCGAUCACAGGCCUGGUGCACGCCCACCACAUUGCUGCUGAUCAGGAGAGCACCCCACAGCCAUCUCUCCAGCACAGCCAGGCCUCAGGGACGGCAUCGAGCUGCUGUGAGAAUAGGGAGCUUGCUGCCUGGAGACUAGGCUGUGUUCUCAGGCCUCCCGAUGCUGCUGUGGAGCCCUGUGAGAUGAUCCCCAGCAGGGCCACCUGUCCAGACCACCUCUCCUCCCUCUUUAUUUUCUAAUUUUUUCAAUUAGCUGAUUUUUGGGAAGAGCAAGGUAGAGGGAAACAUCAGGUUGCUGUUCUACCCAUUCAUGCAUCAUUGGUUGAUUCCUAUGUGUGCCCUGACCAGGGAUCGAACCCGCAACUUCGUGUUGGGACCACACUCCAACCCCCUGAGCCACGUGGCUGGGGCCUCUUCUCUCUUUGGGUGGCGCUUCCUUUUUAAAACACUCAUUGAAAUGGGGAAGAGUUGAAACAGUCUUUUGGAAAAGGUUAAUCAUUUUCAUGGAACUACUUCCUUGAAAGGGGUCCUGUUUGCAGGCUGUGAUCAGGGCCAAGGUGUGGGCCACAAGGACAGCACUCGGCGCCUGUGAGCACUGACCACACGCCGGUGGACAUUCAGUUACAAUGACCAUGAGGAGAUGGGGACCCCCUUGGCAGAAGAUUGGAGGGCUUGGGAGGCUGAAGACCAGGACAUCUGCUAGGAGCCGACACCCCCUGGGUCUCAAGUGGUUCAUCUUUCACUUGGGGCACUGGUCACAGCUACAUCCUAUUUGCAAAGCCAUGGACAGGUGGCCACACUAAGGAAAAACCCCACCAAAGCCUGGUGCACAAGACAGGGUUCAGCCAGCAGCCGGGUCUCAGUCACAGUUCCCUGGUUUCGUUUCUGGUGAAGCCAGGGCAACGGAGGGGGGGAGGGGAGUGGGGCUGGGUCUUAAUGUGGCAGAGGCCUGGUUAAUAGGAACUUGAGACAUGCAGUGCCGGCUUCCUCCUCAUUGUGACAAGCACAGGGCCGUGACCAGGCCCAGCAGAGAUGUGGGUAAUUAGUUCGCGUAGUUCAAAAAUUAAGGAUAAAGACUGUUCAGUGAGACUCCCCCUGCUCCUCUAAGCCGCUGAGCCCCCUCCCCUGUUCCUGGUAGAAACAAGUGUUUUCAGUUCAGAGGAUUUAAGAAGUUCCUGCGUUUUGUUACUAAAGCUACCUUCCAUUAGGGAGCGGGGGCCUCCCAGACCACCCGUGUGGACGAAGUGGCACCCCCACCUCGUGCAGCGCCCCUGCCCUUCCUGGCUCCGCCUCCCUUUCCGCAGAUGCUCACACCUGGCUGUUGGGCUUGCAGUUACUGUCUGUCCCCUGCUAGCACGCGGGCCCCUCGGGGUGGGGGUGGGGGCGUCUCCUGUCGGUGCCGUGUCCUAGCUGCCGUGAGCAGUGCCUGGGACUCGGCACUCAAUAAACAAUUGCUGAAUGAAUGGAC